AUGGAAGAGAACUAAAAGCGGAUAUGGCGAGUCCCACAGUUUGUUUUAUUGUUCUUCUGUUUGUCGCCGAGUCGACGACAAAGCAGCUAAACACGGAAAAUAUCCUGAUUAACGUGACAGCAGGGACACUGACAGACACCGAGCUGCAGCAGUCCAACAGCUUACAGAUAAAUUUAAACAUAUCAGUGGGUGAAGAGCAGGUGCUGGUCAAUGAGAUCCCGGUGGAGCUUUCAGGUGUCACUAGGUUCAACUGCCAGGCUCUUCUCUGUGAGUUUCCUUCACUUCUCCUUUGAGCUUACAGAGCUAAAGCUAAAUGAUCCGCCUGUUAGUUUUUCCUUCCUGUAAUCUUUAGAACUGGUUCUCCAGGCUUUCUAAUGGGCCAUGUUUAUUUUAUUUUUUUUUCCAGCUAAUAUCUCUUUGGAAAUCGUAUUUUUUUUCAGAUGUUGCUACUCCUCUAUGAACUUUAGCAUCUCCUCUACCAUCAUAUAAACAGAAACAGUUCAGGUAUUCAUCCCUGUUGGAUGAUUUAUUGCUUCCACAAAUCAAACAUGACCAACAAAAUUUGACUUGUUUGACCACAAAAAGUAAAAAAAAAAAAAAAAAAGUUUUAAUGUCAAAGGAAUGAACCAGUGAAGGCCCUUCCACACGCUGCUGUCUUCACUGUAGUUGUUUUUGGUGAUUGCUGGUUUGUAUCUGAAACUCUGACAUGCUGGUGCAGAUUUCAAACAAAUCGACUUUCUAUUCGUGAGCUGUUAAUAACAAGAUACCUAUUCCUGCUUUCCGCAUGUGUUGAAUAUUCAUCUUGCUAA
This is a messenger RNA of Poecilia latipinna (sailfin molly), 809 nucleotides long. It is a transcript of the gene ginm1, whose product is annotated as glycoprotein integral membrane 1. Lineage: Eukaryota; Metazoa; Chordata; Actinopteri; Cyprinodontiformes; Poeciliidae. The transcript has 3 exons. The coding region runs from base 24 to 293 and encodes 89 amino acids. The record is from RefSeq and is a predicted model, not a curated record.